GGUGGCGCGCAUGCGCGGGCGGACCGCCGCCGCCGCUCCCGUCGGCCUGUGCCUCCCGCCGGGCGUCGGUGGCGGAGCGAGCCCGCCCCGGGCCGCGCGCGGCCAUGCCUAGCGAGGCGGGUGUCGGGCAGCGCGUCGCGGCUCUUCUCCGCUCUCCGGCCUCGCCUGCGGCGCUGGGUAACGGCGACAGAAGCAAGAGAGGGAAUAUAUGAAGGAGGAGGUGGAGGAGUGUGCUGAAGAUGAGGCGACUGAAUCGGAAGAAGACCUUGAAUUUGAUGAAAGAAUUGGAUGCCUUUCCAAAGGUUCCAGAAAGCUAUGUGGAGACUUCAGCGAGCGGAGGCACAGUUUCUCUGAUAGCAUUUACGACAAUAGCUUUCCUGACUGUAAUGGAGUUCAUGGUGUACCGGGACACAUGGAUGAAAUAUGAAUAUGAAGUAGACAAGGAUUUUACUAGUAAGUUAAGAAUCAAUAUUGAUAUUACAGUUGCCAUGAGGUGUCAAUAUGUGGGGGCUGAUGUUCUGGAUUUAGCAGAAACAAUGGUCGCCUCUGCAGAUGGGCUAAUCUAUGAACCAGUAGUAUUUGAUCUCAGCCCACAACAAAAAGAAUGGCAAAGGAUGCUGCAGCUAAUUCAGAGUAGGCUGCAGGAAGAGCACUCUCUUCAAGAUGUGAUAUUCAAAAGUGCUUUUAAAAGUGCUUCUACAGCACUGCCACCACGGGAAGAUAAUUCAUUACAGUCUCCAGAUGCAUGCAGAAUUCACGGUCAUCUCUAUGUCAAUAAAGUGGCAGGGAACUUUCACAUAACUGUGGGCAAGGCAAUACCACAUCCUCGAGGCCAUGCACACUUGGCAGCCCUUGUAAGCCACGAGUCGUAUAACUUCUCUCAUAGAAUAGAUCAUUUGUCAUUUGGAGAACUUAUUCCAGGAAUUAUUAAUCCUUUGGAUGGAACAGAAAAAAUAGCAUCAGAUCACAACCAGAUGUUCCAAUAUUUUAUCACAGUUGUGCCAACCAAACUCCAUACGCAUAAAAUUUCAGCAGAAACUCAUCAAUUUUCAGUGACAGAAAGGGAAAGAGUAAUUAACCAUGCAGCUGGCAGCCAUGGGGUGUCAGGAAUAUUCAUGAAAUAUGACAUCAGUUCACUUAUGGUGACGGUGACAGAAGAACACAUGCCUUUUUGGCAGUUCUUAGUGAGGCUCUGUGGCAUUAUUGGAGGAAUUUUUUCAACUACAGGAAUUUUACAUGGCUUUGGCAGAUUUGUAGCAGAAGUUAUUUUUUGCCGUUUCAGACUGCGCUCUUACAAAUCUACAUCAGUCCCACUUCCUGAUGGCCACACAAGCAACCACUUACCUCUAAUUACAGACAAUAGUACGCAUUAGCCUCCUGAGAAAACUUUCUUUCUUCCUGCCUGAUACAGAAGACAUUUUUUAUAAUAAAGCAAGCAUUGUGCAAUAUGCUGAGACAGUGCUGAUAUGCAGCAAAAUGUGAAGCCUUUACAAAAAAACAAAACAAAAGAACUUGUGUAAUUUUUUUGUCUUUCUGAGUGCACGUGGAGUUGUAGGAGGUUGUGAGACCAGGAAGGUGGACCAUCUUCUGGAGAUUGCAGGAGCGUUGCUGCCAAUACAGUAUUCAUGGUCGAGCUGAAUAUCUUUGUGACGACUGCCGCUGACCACUGAAGCAUCUUAGUGAUCUUGGUUCUGUGCUGGGAAGGCUAGCAGCCCCCAAUGCAAGUGGGAUGUGUGGAAAGGCCGGGCGGCGGGCAAGGAGGGGCCGUGAUAGAGCUGAGGUUUCUCUUAGGUGUACAAACUGGUCUUUGGGUUUUCUCAUUCUUUUGUAGUGGUGGGGCUGGGGGCUAAGAUGCUAUUCUUGCAGGUGGGGAGUGAUCCUAGAAAAUCCUGGAGACGAGGGGGAUGAGAGAGAGCUCAGGGAGUAAGUUGGAGCCCAAUCCAUAAUGUUGGUCGUAGCUGCUGCCUUUCUGUAGUCCCCACCAUUCCUUAGUGAGAGAAACGUAAUGUGUAGCAGAGGAGUUCCUCUGUGUUUUUGCCCAGCUGCUUUGCCAACAGAGAGAAGAUCGCUUCUGGUAUUGAUGUGGAAGUGCCCAAGGACACUGAGAAUGGGCUCUCGUGUGCACAGUGUUUUGACUUGGAAUAAGAAGACUUUUAAAUAAGGCAUUUGACUGUAGUUUUGCUAAAAGGGCAACACUCCCUAGCAAAAGAUCACGAAAUCUUUGUAUGCCUCUUUAAUGCUUUGAUAGAACCUUCAUUGUACCCCUGCUGCUAGUAGGUAAGCCAUAGUAUGUAUAUCCUGGAGAUGGGGAGGAGAAAGCAAGAAGCUGCCUUGCUUUGGUUCGGCUGAGUACUGCAGAAACGUGGAAUUCAGGGCAGCUGGGAGGUCUGCUAGCCCAGACAGGGAGCGGUGGAGUUGGUAGUAGUUGACUUCAGGGAAAAAUCAUUUUGCUGCAGACAGGUGAUGAGAAGGGAUCUGCAGGAUUAAUCCUUAUUGUUCAUGAAGGUUUUUGUAAAAUGAAGAGAGCAAUAUCAGUUUUAUAUUGUAAAUAUGCUACUGAGUAUGAAUGUUAUUAAUGCAGGUGGUGCUUUGAGAAACUAAACAUCCUCUUACUGCUGAACUACUGGGAUACACCUGUGGUUAAACAGUUACUCCACCAAGGUAAAAAAUUAAUAAUAUGAUUCCUUCUCAGCAAAACUGAUUCAAUAAUGUAUUAGGAGGUGAUGCUGAGCCUGGCCUUACUCACCAUGGAAUGAAUAUUAUAAUUGAGAGGACUAAUUAUGGAAAAAUAAAAAUCUGUGGCAUUGUCAGAUGUUGCUGACUUCUGCUAAUGUACUUUGCAGGACGCUUGGAUCUUGAUGAUGAGCACAAUAUAAAUAAUAUAGCUGAUUUGUGAUACAAAGCCGAGGGCUUCUUAACUGAGAAAUUAUAUGAACUAGGAAAUAAAAAGUGGGAAAUGAGGAAGGACGUUUGUUCAGUUCAGCUGUUGAGAAAGACAAAUUCAAGCAAGCCAGGUCCUUGGGGUUGACAGCUAGGUUUGAGGUUUUCUCUUGUGUUUCCUUUAACACUGAUUAAGACUCCAGCAACUUAAGAAGCUUGUCCUCGGUGAGCAAAAAAAAAUCAAAAGCUGUAAAUUCGUGGUUUCCAUUUCUCUUCAGCAUUUACCUCUGAGGUUUCUUCCCUAUUUCUGCUCAGAGUGGUUCUGCUUUGAGCUUUGUCCCAACACUUGUUUCUUAUCUGCCUGGAACAGACUGUAUUGGUGGGAGAUACCGAUCUUGGUUGACUUUCUGUACCAGAACUUAAAUGUUAUUUUCUAUUCUGACAUAAAAGAGCCAAGCGGCUUGGUGUGUCUUAA
Messenger RNA from Tyto alba (common barn owl), 3355 nucleotides. RefSeq names its product ERGIC and golgi 2 (gene ERGIC2). Lineage: Eukaryota; Metazoa; Chordata; Aves; Strigiformes; Tytonidae. Bases 240 to 1373 code for a protein of 377 amino acids. Gene Ontology annotation, cellular component: endoplasmic reticulum; membrane; COPII-coated ER to Golgi transport vesicle. The transcript has 14 exons. Gene Ontology annotation, biological process: retrograde vesicle-mediated transport, Golgi to endoplasmic reticulum; endoplasmic reticulum to Golgi vesicle-mediated transport. The record is from RefSeq and is a predicted model, not a curated record.